ACGGAAGCCUGUUAAGCGAAAGCUUCUUAUAUUCCACCUAAAACCAUUUGACAAUUUGAGCCGCGCAAGUCAGUUUCUUGCGUUUCUUUUCGUGCGUAUUUCGUCUAUACACAACAACCGAUUUUCUUUGUGUUCGCUUUAUUCACUCUCCUGUGUUCCUACUUAGUUGACCGAUCGAUUAGCACUUUUGGAGGAUAUCAAAAAUUCAUGUAAAUAAAUGAGAGCUAGCGCUAAUGCUUAUACUACCGCACCAUCUAAUCCACCAUCUAUUCGUCAUGAACCAAACUCCAGUGUCUUCAGAAACUCUAUAGAACAUUCACAGAACCUUACUUCUAGCAACAGCGUAGUUAACCCUGUUUCAUCAUUAUCAAAAGAUGGACCUAGUAAUGAGACAGGACCUAUGGAAUCAUAUGAUAGUCUUAACUUGCAAAACCGUCUGGAAAAUUUGAAACAUUGGAGUGUAACAACAUUCAAAUGUACAAAACAAAUGAUUGAAGAAAAACUGGGAACAGCAAGUGUAACUUGUGAUCAAGAAUUAGAGAAUCGGAUUUCAAUGUUUAGAAAUAUGCAUCAACAGUAUAAACUAUUGCAUAACCUCGCUGAAAAGUUAGCUAAUAGUUUUCGUGAAACUAUUCAUCACCAACGUGCAUUUACGAGUCAUAUGACUACUUUAAUUGUCCAGCAACCUGAUUUAAGCAGUGAAUUCACUUAUAAUACAGAAACCCAACGUAUCGUUAUAUCAAAUGGAGAAAAAUUAUUGGCAUCAUUAAACCAUUUUGUUGAUACUUUGAACACACUGAUUAGUCAUGCAUUUACAGAUACAUGGACUACUGUUUCUAGUAUGCAAUCGGCUCGUAUACAAUAUGAUGCUUAUCGUAAUGAAAUGAAUCAAACAAAAAGUAGAAAACCUAAUGUUAAUAAUAAUUCUGAUACUGUCACACCCACUACUACAACUAGGAUCACAAUGUCAGGAAAUUCAUUUGCCACUGACUCGACUCACGAUAGUCAUAAUUUACAAUCACGAUUAGAUGCAGCGUGUGAACGGUAUUCCCAGUUGAGAAAAGCUGUUCUAUGUAAAUUGGAAUUUCUACAAGAAAACAGAUUGCGUGUUAUGCGACAUCAAUUAGUACUUUUACAGAAUGCAACAUCAGCAUUCUUCUCUGGAAAUAAUCAACAAUUGGAUCAAAUUCUAAACGAGUAUAAAAUCAAAUUGCCAAACGCAGAAAAUGGAGUUAGCCAUUAACUAGUUCUCUCUUUUUCUAUUUGUUACUGUUUCACUUGCAUUUCUUUUAUUAUAAUAUGUAAUAAACACAUGUGAUUAAUAGUUUUGCCAUAUGUGUGCUGUGAGCCCAUUGAGUGAUAUUCGUUCUUUUGACAGAUCAUUUUCAACCCAUAUGUAUUUACACACAAGUGCAAAAUUCGUGACUUCGGUGAUACUAAUUAUGGACAUUUACAGUGCUUUGGGUUUCGAACUUUUUAAAUAUUCUUACUGUUUUUUUUACUUGAUAAUGUGUUAUUACGUUUGUAUUUACUGUUUAUGAAGUUGUCGCAUAUCUUCAAAAUCUAUACUUACAUUUACGUAGUAAAUGUUUGUCAUUUUUGUACAACUGCUAACCGGGAAUGGCCGUCAGUAAUUCUUAUUUUCAUGCCAUAGAAUUCGAGCUACAUUUCCCAAGGGUUAAUAAUGCUACAUGGGUGUCCAGAUUGAAUUAGGUGUAGCUGAUCUCGAAUCUUGGUUGCUGUAACUUAGUAACAACUCGAAUCAAAUGCAACUCAGGAGUCCCGACUGCAUUGUGUGACGCGAAGUACAAUCAUAUUGAAAAGAGUGUGACAGCUGAGGAUCCAUACCAAACUCUUUGAAAAUGAUUAAUCUAAUCGUAUCUGUGGUCUGAUUUCACUGUGCACUAUAGUGUGCUUUGAAAUAUCUGUGUAUACUCUUAGGCUUUGAAUAGUCAUGGGAUAUGUUCAAGAGUCACUAAAGAUCAAAGUGCACUGGACGGCUGUCCCGUCUCUACACGUAAACGAACCAAGGACAUUGGGUAUUAUACCUCUGGGUCAUCCGGCGGUCACCAUUUUCAGCCGAGUUAUUAUAUAAUAUGACGCAGAUAUCCUUCAAAAUGGCAAACCACCACCAAACAGUCGUACGAUCAGCAACGACUGACUUCCCAAUGUAUUUUAGUAAACUCUUAUGUUACGUAACCGGUGAAAUUUAACCAUGUCAGCAUACAUUUUACAUUGAUGGGAGUGAACAACGAGCAUAAUUUGCCUACUAUCUGGAUUAUAAUUGCUUGCAUACUUCUUACUGAUCAU
This is a messenger RNA of Schistosoma rodhaini, 2310 nucleotides long. The record is from the annotation of a GenBank genome assembly. NCBI's taxonomy places the organism in Eukaryota, Metazoa, Platyhelminthes, Trematoda, Strigeidida, Schistosomatidae.